GCCCGAGAGUUUUGAGAAUGGCUUGCUUCAGCCCCCAUUAGAUUGUAAACUUCUUGAGGGCAGCUUUAACAGAAACGCUGUCUAAAGAAGGUAGAUCUGGACUUGCCUCCAAGCUCCGGUAGGAAUACGACCGUCAGCGUACAGAUGAGGCAACGCGAACCACCAUCGUGGUAAUCAGGCUUUCAGUUCUGAAGUGUUCCCGAUGAACGUACCAGAAGUGGAUGGAUUGGUUUCACUGCAACCAGUGCUUCUGCAAGGAUGCGGCCCCCUUCUUUGUCACCAACUGUGGCCAUGUUUUCUGUAGAAAGUGCGUAACUGAGGAAAAAUGUUCUAUCUGCGGGACUGCAUGUAAGCACCUGGCGCUUUCCGAUAAUCUUAAACCCCAGGUGAAGAUGUUCUUCAAAAGUCCUAAGGAGACAGCGUUGCGAUAUUUAAGUCACGUCUCCCAGGUAUGGAGUUUCCAGAAGAAGCAGAUGGAUCUCCUUAUUGCCUUUUACAAAGACAGGCUCUCCAAAUUAGAGCUAAUGGUGCAGGAGUCUCAGCAGAGAGUGGCUAACCAGGAAAAGGAGUUGGCAGUCCUGAAGAAGGAGAAUGGUGAACUGAAGAAGUUACUGUCCAUUCUGAAGGAAUGUCCCAACCGAUGCCAAGGAAGCAGGACUUCUACACCCCGGCCAGUGGGCAUUACCUCCCCCACACAGUUAACUACUCCUCGCCCCAGCUCCCAGCCCGGUAUCCACAUGGUCAGAUCCUCCUCCCGGGAAUCCACCCCCUAUAGAACGGCGACUCUGGGCAGCUGGCAAGGAGGAAGAGGCUUGCAGGGAAGAAGCACUCCCAGAGAAUCCGUCACUGCAACUCCCUCACCAGGGGCUUCUCAUAACCUGUCCUAUAGGGCUCCUUCUGCCUCCUUGGGUCUGGGGGUGAUCUCUUCCAGGCCAGCCGGGCCCACCAGAGUCACCCCUAACUAUUCUAUGAGGAUAUUUUCCACUUAAGGCCACAUCUCAGGCAGCUGUGUUUCACCUGACUAGGCUGACCUCCCAACAGUAGUAGCUACAGGUGGGGCUGCCCAAAAGGAAAGAAGCCUGGAGUCCCUCCCACCCUUCCCGGCUAGCAAGAAAAGGACAAGCUUGACUGGACUCAACUCAUAUUGCAUCCUGGAACUUGGGCCCUAAGAUUGGGGUCCCUUACCUAGUUCCUUUCUCCCAAUUCUCAAUUCCACUCUGCCCUUCUCAGACUUUCUUUAUCCUAAUGGUUCCGGUGAGACGACACAUCAAGGGGGUCAAACAUUUGUGUUUAAUGAGGAAGCGUCACCUCCUCAAAGCAUUAGUUCUCUUACGCUAGGUUGUAGAAAGCCCCACACUUGGCAUGCCUCUCCCCAACCCCAGAAUUGCUUUUUAGCUUCAUUGCUUGGGUCAGUGCUUGGCACACAGUAAGCACUUACACUGUAUUCAUUUUCACCAUCUUUCUGUGGAUUGUCUGCAAUAAAUGCCUAUUGCAUUGCUUAAUUUAUAGCUUCCCCCAC
Tachyglossus aculeatus (Australian echidna) is the source of this 1519-nucleotide messenger RNA. RefSeq names its product ring finger protein 212B (gene RNF212B). Gene Ontology annotation, biological process: homologous chromosome pairing at meiosis; reciprocal meiotic recombination; protein sumoylation. The record is from RefSeq and is a predicted model, not a curated record. The transcript is spliced from 16 exons. Gene Ontology annotation, molecular function: SUMO transferase activity. Lineage: Eukaryota; Metazoa; Chordata; Mammalia; Monotremata; Tachyglossidae. Bases 222 to 989 code for a protein of 255 amino acids. Gene Ontology annotation, cellular component: synaptonemal complex.